Capsicum annuum is the source of this 2799-nucleotide messenger RNA. RefSeq lists its product as uncharacterized. Lineage: Eukaryota; Viridiplantae; Streptophyta; Magnoliopsida; Solanales; Solanaceae. Bases 823 to 2478 code for a protein of 551 amino acids. The record is from RefSeq and is a predicted model, not a curated record. The transcript has a single exon.
AUAAUCCUCCCAAGAUUACACGUUUGCCCAUCUUUUUUGUGUUUUUUUGGCCUCUUUUUCUCAAUUUUUAACUUUCAUGCAUGGAAUUUUUCUCUAACUAUAACACACAAAAAACAAAGUAAAAGAGAAAAAAAUGAAAGAAAAAGUCUUUGGCUUUCUGUUAUGAUCAUUUAUUUUGUUUCUUUUAUUAGUCUUUGAACAAUUUUUGGCUUGUUAUAUGGCUAUUUAAGUUCAAAGUUCUGAUAUUUAUUUAAUGUUCUUUGCUGUUUUUAUUUUGGAUUCUUGAAAUACUGAAUGUUUCAGCAAAAGGGUAUUUUUCUUUUUAUGUGUUUGUGACUUUAUGUUGUGUGUAAGACUGAGAUUACAUAGAUAUGGUAUUCAAAGAUUCAUUCUUUUUGUUGUAGGUUUGAUUUUUUUACUUCACAAAAAGUGUCUUUUGAGUUCGGUGCAGUAAAGCUCCCGUUUACAUCGAUAUGUUAUUCAAAGAUUCAUUCUUUUUGUUUUUGGUCUGAUUUUUUACUUCCUAAAAGGUGUCUAGAUACGUCAGUACUAAAACUCUCGCUGCGUGUGCAUCUGACUAGUUGAUUGUGUUUUUGAAUAAUCCUUAUUGCUUGAAAAACACUUUGUGAUCUUUGUCCCAACCCCAUAAGGCCAAAGUUUUGAACUUUUUCCAAGUUUUGUGUUUUCUUGAUCUUCUUUUUUUAUUUGGGGUUUUGUUUUUUUUGGGUGUUCUUGAAAUGUGGAAUAUGAUUUGAACUUGCAAGAUUAUUCAAUUUUUUUUAUUUUACUUGUUGAUUUCUCUUUGAAAAUUUUUGAACUGAAAUGGAAGAAGAUCAAGAUUUGAAGUUUGUAUGCAAGUUGUGUAACAAAAAGUACCCCUGUGGGAAGUCAUUAGGGGGCCACAUGAGAUCUCAUGUACUUAACAAUUCAGAUGAAUUUGAGGAAAAGUUGGAGUCUUGGAGUGCUAGAGAGAAUUCCCAUCAAUCAAAAUUUGAUCUUGGUGGGAAUUCUGGCUAUGGACUUAGAGAGAAUCCCAAGAAAACAUGGAGGGCUGUUGAUUCAACUUCAGCUAAUUUACUUCCUCAAGAAAAAGUUUGUCAACAAUGUGGUAAAGUGUUUCAGUCAUUGAAAGCUUUGUGUGGUCAUAUGGCUUGUCAUUCAGAGAAGCUAGUGGUGGAUAGUCAUUCAGAUACUGAAACUGAUGAUGAUGAUGAGGAGGAGGAGGAGGAGGAGGAGGAGGAGGAGGCAAAGCUGAGGAACCGAUUAUCAUCGAAGACUAAGAGGUAUAAGAGAAUUGUAGUUAAGUCUUCUAAUAAUUACAGUUUAGUGAAUAAUAAUAGUAGUGUUAAUGUUAAUUGUAAUGGUUCAUCAUCGGUAUCUGAGAUCGAUGAGAAUGAUCAAGAAGAAGUAGCCAAGUGUUUAAUGAUGUUGUCUAGGGAUUCGGCGAAUUGGAAUGGUGUUAAUUCAGUUGUUGAGUCUUCUGAUAACAAUUCUGUUGUUUUGGAGACUAAAUCAUCCUCUACUGACAUGAGAUUAGGUAGGAAGGAUAGGCUAAAAUGUGUUUAUAAUCAAGACGAGACACCGGGAACUAAGAAAAGGGAAGAAAGGAAGGUGAAACUUAGUGGUAAUUUAGGUGGUGAAGCUGAAUAUGAGAGCUCUGAUGAUUCUGGAUACUUUUUAGAUGAAAAUACUAUAGUUGAAUCGGACAUAUCAGUCGAUGGAUUCCAUAGAAAUGGGAACAGUAAAUGGAGUACUACUCGAAUGAGCAAUGCUGUUUGGUGUGAUGAGUCGCGGAUUGAUAAGGGAAAGGGCUUAAACAGAACCAAGAAAUAUCCAAUAGAGUCGAGGAAGGAUUUGAACGAUGAUUGUGGAUUUGAUGAUUACCCGAUAGCUGCAUAUAUGGAUAAAUGUGAACCAAGAAAGCGAACUAAGGAUAGUUCUUAUCAUCCAGAAUUAGGUAAUAAGUCCUUUAAGAAGAUAAAACUCGGUCCCAAAAGUCCCGAAGGAUGCAAAAAUGUUGAAAAGAAGAAGUAUGAGUGCUUGAACUGCAAGAAGAGUUUUAACUCUUUUCAGGCUCUUGGUGGACAUAGACCGUGUCAUAAGAAGGCCAAUGCAUAUCUCGAAUCUCUAAAUGGAACUGGCGAAAGUAGCCUUGAUGCUGAUUGCGAUGACAAGCAUAGGGAAACGUCUAGCAGUAAAAAAACGGCUUCUGCUGCUAAAGAUCUGUCUUACAGUCCUGAGAAAAAGAUUAAGCUUAAGAAAUCCAAAGGGCAUGAAUGCCCAUUCUGUGACCGCGUUUUCAAGUCUGGUCAAGCUUUGGGUGGACACAAAAGGUCUCAUUUUAUUGUAGGUACUGAGCAGAACAUGAAUCGAUCUUCAGCAGUCAAGAAAGAAGUUGAUGAUUUACUCGAUCUCAACCUUCCUGCUCCUGUUGAUGACGAGGAUGAUGAUGAGCAUGCACACCUUGUGUCUUGGUAGUUGGUGAUAAACAAGGUUAAAAGACGUUUGAGCAUUUGGCAGAGGCAAUGCUAGAAUGUAGAGACAAUUUGGCAAGCAUAGAUACAUCAAUUUUUUUUUUUUGAUAUCAGAGAGGGUAGCAGUUUCAUUCUUGCUGAUCAGUUGAAAGAACCUCACAUUUCUGUCUGAUAUUUGGCAUAUCUUUAGUAUAUGCUUCAAGUUUUGCUGGUUAAAAAUAUUCAUUUAGGUUUGAGACAUUUCAUCUGUUACUCACUGUCUUAUUCUAAAGCCAAGUGAUUUAUUUGGUUUUGCCAUUAUUUGAUGAAGCUUUAUCUCUAUUGU